AUGAAUAAUAUUCAAAAUGCAGAUAACUCAAAUUCAAAGUUCUCUUAAAAAAGAGGAAGGAUUUUGAAAAGAAACGCUUAGAAUAUUUUAGAUAUGCAAUAUGGAGAAAGUACAAUUUCUUCUAUUUAGAAUAUUUCAUCUUUAAACUAAAUAGACGAACCCUUAAACCAAAACUAUGAAUCUAAUAGGAAGCAAUCUAAAAAGUUUCGUUAGAACUCAGAAAAAGAUAUUCAAGUAUAAGUUGUGGAAGACUAGUUAGCUAUUGAUGAUUAUCAAGAGGAGCAAGAAGAACAUCAAUAAUAUAACUAAUAAUACCAAAUUUUAGAAGAAAUUUACACAAAUGCUACUAAAAAUAUUAAACUUGGGAGAUAUGAAUAAGCAAUAGAGUAGCUGAAUAAUAUCAUAAAUGUUACAAGUGAUAAUUUUUAACGAGCCAAGGCUAAGACUCAGCUUGGGACUUUAUUUCAAAUAAUUUAAAAGGAUGAAUUAGCUAUAGAAAUGUACACUUCUAGCCUUUAGGAUUAUAUUUUAAACGAUAAAACUCACCUCAACAUUGGAAUACUCUACUUAUAGAAGUUUUUAUCUAAUCGCUAAGAAAAUAAUAAAUAUAUUUCAAAUGCUCUUAACCACUUAAAUUAGAGCAUAAAACUCAAUCCAAGAAACUAUGAAGCAAAUUUUAAUAUAGCCUGUGCAUUUUUAGAGCAAAAUAAUUAAUCAUAGGCUGAAGUCUAUUUGAAUAAGUGCAUUAAAAUUGAUUCAAGAAAUCCUAAUGCAUAUCGAGUUUUGGCAGGAAUAUUUCAUGAAUCUAAAAAAUUCGAAAAGGCAAAGGAGUUCUAUAUAAACGCUGUAAAAAUUCGUCCUAUUGAUACUGAUUAUUAUAAUUUAGGUUUGGUCUGCAUGAUUAUGAAUAAUUUCAUAGAAGCCUAGCAGUUUUUCAUUAAAUGUAUUUCAGUCAAUAAAGAGUAUUCAACUGCAUAUAUAAAUUUAGGUCUAAUUCAUUUCAUGAAUAAUGAAUAUGACGAAGCUGAAAAAUAUUAUUUGGAGGCUAUUUCAAUAGAUGAAAACUCCUUUGAGGCUUUGUCAAAUUUAGGUAAUUUGUACUUCCAUAAGAAGCUAUACACAUAAGCAGAAGAAUUGUAUAUCAAAGCUAAGUAAGUAGAUUAUUAAUUGUAUAAUAGCAAUCAAAAUGCUUUCCUUCUACUUAAUUUAGGAAGAGUUUAAUUUGAAACACAAAAAUUCGAUGAUGCUCUCAAUAACCUUAUGAAUGCUUUUUAAUUAGAUUAAUAACUCUACUUUUCUCUUAAAAUAAUAGCAGAUAUUUACAUCAUUCAAAACCAAAACAUAAAAGCAGAAGUAUUCCUAGAAUAAUAUUUAAAUCAUGAAAGUAAUGAUGCUGAUGCAUAUUUCAAAUUAGCAAAUAUUCAAUAUAAAACUCUCUAAUAUAAUAAAGCAAACAAAAAUUUAAAUUAGUGUCUUAAACUAAAACCCAAUCAUGCAAAAGCACUAAAAAUGUAAAAUGAGCUAAAGAAUGUCGUUGAAUGA
This is a messenger RNA of Tetrahymena thermophila SB210, 1542 nucleotides long. Its product is annotated as tetratricopeptide repeat protein. The record is from RefSeq and is a predicted model, not a curated record. The transcript has a single exon. Lineage: Eukaryota; Ciliophora; Oligohymenophorea; Hymenostomatida; Tetrahymenidae. Gene Ontology annotation, molecular function: protein binding.